Sphenostylis stenocarpa is the source of this 354-nucleotide messenger RNA. The record is from the annotation of a GenBank genome assembly. NCBI's taxonomy places the organism in Eukaryota, Viridiplantae, Streptophyta, Magnoliopsida, Fabales, Fabaceae.
AUGGAAGAUGAAAAGAAAAACGUUCGAAACCCUAAGGAGAAUCCAAUUGAGAACCUGGCUGUGUACAGCGUGACCUCGCAAAUGCAAUGUGCCUCAAACCCUAAGAGCGAUGCCUCUCCAUUGCACACGCUCACCACCUUCUCAACUCACCGCAACAAAGAAAGAGACACCAAAUUGCGAAUUGCAAACGCAGCGAACCCAAAAGGGUUAGAUCGCUCUCUCCUCUUUCUACUUAAAGACUCCUUUCAUUUCCACAUUCCUUCAUCCCACGGCUCAUAUUCCAUCAUCUCCUCCUUCUUAAUCGUACGGUCACUGAUGCUUUUCCUCCUUCCUAUGUGCAUAUCAAAUACAUAG